Molecule: messenger RNA, 917 nt
Organism: Contarinia nasturtii (swede midge)
Lineage: Eukaryota; Metazoa; Arthropoda; Insecta; Diptera; Cecidomyiidae
Exons: 6
Coding region: 32-772 (246 amino acids)
Source: RefSeq, a predicted model, not a curated record
UUCCGUGAUUUCAAAUCGAAAAGGUCGCAUCAUGUUCAAGUUAAAGUGUAUUUGUUUGUUGGUCAUAUUUGCUGUAGCUUUUGGUAAUAAUUUUACAGAAAAAAAGAAAUUUUUUCAUUUCAUAAGAACACAACAUGGAAUACCCGAUUUUAAAUUUGAAUAUGUGACGGAUAAUGGUCAACAAAUAAGUGGCAAAGCUGUUGCUGUUAGUCGAUCCGAACCAAGCCUCUAUAUGAUGCAAGGUCGUGAUGCUCCAUAUUAUUGGGUUAAAUUCACAGAAAACGAACUGAAUAAUGAAGAUGAUUUUGAUAAAAUCGUUCGAUCGGUAAAACUGGUUCGCAGCGGUGAUGUGGUGGCGCAAUUAAAAGACGAUUUUGUUUCUUAUGAAAUUCACAGUAACGGUCAAUUGACUGGAGGAAAAUAUGAAGCAGAUUGGGAUUUGGAUAACAUUAGCUUUGAAUUGGCUGACACACAAACAAGACAAUUUUAUUACGCAAUUUCAUCAAAGAAUAAUGGAAGAGAGUUUAGAGGCACAACAUCUUAUUUAAGUGAUCCACAUGUUCAAACCGUCUCUGUACCAGACCGUCAUGAAUGCUACGUGUAUCAAGCUACUUUCACCGAUAAUGAACUUUCAGUUUUAGGAGGAACUAUUUAUAGAUAUGUUCAACAAAAUUUGAAAUGUUCACCUCCACAAGAAUCGAUUCCUCUAGUUACCCUAAAAGAAAUUGACCCCAGCCUUCUCAGAAGCAUAGUCGGUGCACAAUCAGGAUAAAUGGAGCAAAAAUACAAUUUUUUAAAUAGUCAAGUGAAUUAUUCUAUAGUAAGUCAUAAAAAGAAUGAAUUAUUGAAUACUUGGAUUUGCAUUGACAUCAAAACUAUUGUAAUUUAAAUAAAAAAAAAUUAAUGAAUAAAUCAAA